GAGAGAGAGUGACAAAGAUAUCACGAGCAACGAAGAGAACCGAAGGUGGUGAACGGUGGCGGUUAGCUACUACAGAGCUAGCGCCAAAGCGGGUUGAAGCGGCGGUACUGCGCGGCGUUGCAGCCAAAUGAAUCUUAGUCCAGCGUUGGUCGCCGGCGAGGGCGCAUCUGGCAAAGCACCCCUGCCGGGAGAGAGUGAUAGAGUAGCCCCACGAUUGAGAUUUAAAAGGGCAGCUCGCGUUACACGCGCCUCUCCGUAACGGACGAGAAAGCUCGAAGGGAUGUUCUCGCAAUUUUGGCGAUCGCACGCGUUCCGGGAACCACAUUAUCAAAGGUGAACCCCCGUCGUUCACCCUGACCCGAUGCUGCGCCAGUUGUUAUACCGAAUGAACGCGGGAAGCUCGACGAGCGGAACGAAUCCAUGAUCGGACUGCGGAUGCGUCCCUGAGCCUGUUUUGUACGUACACGCAUACAUACGCAUACGCACCCAUACACAUAGUAAUCAUAUAUGCGAGAUCCGCGAGAUCAGCCUCCCCCGUAAUACCAGUUGCGAUCGCGACGACCAGCUGGUGCCGUUGACGUGACUGAAACUCAACCGAGUCGCUCGUGUGACCGAUAUCGUAUGUUGUCGGGAGACUAAAGGAAAACUCGGCAAUAUAAACGGGAUCCGCGCGGACGAAGCCAAGAGAUGUCCGCGCUGCCCGACGAUGCCGCGUUGUGGUGCGGAUUGUCUGAACCAUAGUGCGCACGGAUUUUAUCCUCCGGUACGGGAUAGCAGCGGACUACUACCGCACCGGGACAUCUCUGCGUGGAGGCGAUCACGUGCCCUCGACGGAGCAUCUAGGAUAAUGCACCUGGCGAGCCCGGUGCAGAUGCAACCGGGCGAGCCUUGAGGAUUCAGAACGAUCGCUCGGUUUUUAUCGUGCCGAGCGAACCGCCGGUGACAGCUGAUCAUCCAAGGGAUUCAGAUUGAGGUUCGUUCUCGCUCGACGCAAUUCGGCAGCCACGUGCGAGGGCGAACGACGGUGGCGGAAAAGAAGGUGGAGAAAAUCGUCAACGUGGAGGUGGUGUUCCAAGUGAUCCUCGAGAAAGGUGCAGCCUCGCUCCGGAUACUCCGCGAGUAAACAUGAGACGCUCGUGGACGCUCGUCGCGGCGAUAGCCCUGGCAGCAUCCGGGCUGGUAAGUGGCGGUUUACACGAGAAGCGGCUGCUGAACGAUCUGCUGGACUCGUACAACGUGCUGGAGCGGCCGGUGGGCAACGAGUCCGAACCCCUAGUGCUGAGCUUUGGCCUCACGCUCAUGCAAAUAAUCGACGUCGACGAGAAGAAUCAGUUGCUCAUCACGAAUCUUUGGCUUAAACUGGAAUGGAAUGACGUGAAUAUGAGAUGGAAUGUCUCGGAUUACGGAGGCGUGCGAGAUCUUAGAAUCCCGCCGCAUCGGCUAUGGAAACCCGAUGUCCUUAUGUAUAACAGCGCCGACGAGGGCUUCGACGGCACUUAUCCCACGAACGUCGUCGUAAAGAACAAUGGAACCUGCUCAUACAUACCGCCCGGUAUAUUCAAGAGCACUUGCAAGAUAGACAUUACCUGGUUUCCUUUUGAUGAUCAGCGCUGCGAGAUGAAAUUCGGCUCCUGGACGUACGACGGCUUUCAGUUGGAUCUGCAGCUGCAGGACGAGACCGGGGGUGACAUCAGCAGUUUCAUCACUAACGGCGAGUGGGAUUUGUUAGGGGUACCUGGUAAGAGAAAUGAAAUCUAUUACAAUUGCUGCCCGGAACCGUACAUAGACAUCACUUUCGUCGUCAUCAUCAGAAGACGCACACUAUACUACUUUUUCAACCUGAUCGUGCCGUGCGUUCUAAUUGCCAGCAUGGCCGUCCUCGGGUUCACCCUGCCGCCCGAUUCCGGCGAGAAACUCUCCCUCGGAGUAACCAUCCUCUUGUCCCUCACUGUGUUCCUGAAUAUGGUUGCCGAGACAAUGCCGGCGACGUCUGACGCUGUGCCACUUUUAGGAACGUACUUCAAUUGCAUCAUGUUUAUGGUAGCCAGCAGCGUGGUCAGCACGAUUCUCAUCUUAAACUAUCAUCAUCGGAAUGCUGACUCUCAUGAAAUGUCUGAAUGGAUUAGAGUAGUCUUCUUAUACUGGCUGCCUUGUAUACUCCGUAUGUCGAGGCCAGGGCAAGACGAAGAGAAGGAAAUACAAAAAUCUCAGAAGCCAUCUCCGGUUACGGGUGCGAGCAAGUCAUAUGGCGAUCUGGAGCUCCACCAGAGGAGUAGUAAGUCUCUGUUAGCGAACGUCCUGGACCUGGACGACAAUGCGUUGGCGUCUCACAAUAAUCUGCUGAACAACGUGUAUAGCACGCCCGGGCCGCACCACGCGCACGCGAUGGGCCACGGUCACAGUCACAUACACACGACGCCCCAUCAUCAUCACAGCCACGCACCCACGACACCGCACCAUCAGCACGCGGCGCCGCUGCCGCACUCAUCGUAUCCCAUGACACCAGGUCACCAGAUCUCGCAUACACCGCACCAUCACCCACAUCCGCAAGACGCGUCAGGGCCGCAGGUCGAAACGAUCCUUCAGAAUGCGUGCUUUUGCGCUCGUUACGAGCUUGUGUUAAUCCUGAAGGAGAUUAAGAUAAUAACGAAUCAGCUAAAGACCGAGGAUGAGAACACGAAGAUCACGAACGAUUGGAAGUUUGCGGCGAUGGUGAUCGAUAGGAUGUGCCUAAUCAUUUUUACUCUGUUCACCAUCAUCGCUACCAUCACCGUCCUACUAUCGGCGCCGCACAUUAUCGUCACGUGAUUCAGAUGUGUCAGUCUGCCGCCGGUGGUUCCGGGGCUGACGAGGAUCUCGCCGACGGACAUCUUCGCGCCAGCGAAGCACCCGCCCUUCCCGUUAACCGGGUUCUGCCGGAUCGGCCACGAGGGUGCUCGCCUCCGGGUUCGCAUGCCGCUUCGUUUCGGAGACCUGCGCGUUAGGAAGAAAGCAAUACGGGGAGUAACUUCGUUUCUUUAUGAUAUAUAUACUAAUACCAGUAAAAAUGAAAAUAAUAACGCUAUCGAUAAUGAGAAUAACGAUAAUAGUAUUAAUAAUAAUUACGUAAUAGUAACGGUAAAAAACUUUAUCGUAUAUAAUUAUCCCACGAGGACGCCUUAGCGAAACACGUUGACACACCGUUUUCAAGACAGCGCGAGCUCGCGCGCGCGCAAGAGCAAAGGGACAUGUACACGGGGACACGCGGAGAGUACGAGACACACGUACGCGAAGACAUGUACAUUGGUUUGUUACACGCAUCCCUGAGAGCAGUCGAACAAAGUAGCCGAGAAUACGCCUUGAAUAGCUGAAAUGGUACAUUUUUUUCUCGAACGAGAAAUUAAAACGAUUAGUUCUAUACGGAAUUAAUAAACUACGUUUUCACCGGGAUAAAAACGUAAUCGGUUGAAUCGAGACGAGUCUGUCCUCCGCGACUACUACUUAGGGAUGUACCACACAUACACAUACAUAAAUAUGUACGUAACAUCAUACGAGCGACGAUACGCACGGAAGCGUGAUUUGCCAAUGAGUUAAAAAUACUUUGACGCGGCCCAAGGUUAAUACGAUGUAGAAAUCUCCGAAUGUAUACAAACAUCAGUAUUGUUAGCAUUAGGAGGCUCUUGUAGCGGAGAUGACAAUUGAAAUGAAUUUGUGAAGACUUAAAUUUGAGUUUCUCGAAAAACUUUGGAUAAAGUAAUAAAUCCUGAAUAAUAUAUACAAUUAUUUAAAAUAAAUAAGAAGUAUAUAUAAAUUGGUGUAUGUUCGAAAAUGGUAAUAUGCUAAAAGAAAGAUUUGAUAUAAAAUCAAAGUUUUAAAAUAUUUAAUUUUGAAAUUCUUGAAAAUAUGUAAGCAACAGAAAAUUGAUUCGGAUAUUACUAUAUGCAAAUUGACAUUGGUUCUCGUUUAGGAUGAGAUGCGAAGAGAGGCGCUUGAAAAUACAGGUGACGAUCACCAAUUCUUUUGAGCUGUAUAAAACUAAAUGAAACAAAAAAGAAAACAAUAAUAAAAAAAAAAGGGAAACGGAACGAAGGAGAAAAAGGGAUGGGCUUUAGAGAUAAAACGCACACGCAUACACUCUCAGAAUACACAUGAUGAACUGCCAAGGUGAUUCAAAUAAUGCCAGUGAAUUUUCUUAUCCGUAUCAUUAGUAUGUAAAAAUCGACGACGACUUAAUAAACGGGGGAUUUGUACUACGAUUUAAAAGCGGCGGUCAUAUAACAUAAAUACUCUCUCAGGGAGGAAGGAGAGAGAAGAGAGAAAAAAAAUUCGAAGGACACUGUGGAAGGAUGUAGAAAGCGGGCGCGGGAGAAAAAAAGCGAAGGACGAUUGUGUGGUUGUUCGAUAAUUUUUGCUUGAAUUGAUUCAGUGUUUCGAGCGCAACGCACUUUCUUUCCCUAGUGUCCGCAAAACGCGUGCGAAUUGUUUGUAUCAUCGAUCUGCAUUCUCGUCGCACAUUUAAUGCUGAUAUCUUGGAUCAAGAAUUUCAUGUGCACCUAAAUGUUAAAUAGCCGUAUUUAAUGUUUAACAUGCUUUUAUAUCUAGUCCUACGUUUCGAGAAUUAAACAACCGUCGAGUUGUUUGACAAAAUAUUCUCGAGUUUUAAAUUUGAAAAAACAAGACGAGUACAUUUACCGUUGAAUGUGCAUUGAGAAAGUGGAUCAUUAUCUCUCGCAUUAUACGUAGAUAAAACGCAGACUUAACGCGGACACGCUUACACUUUCUGAUAUACAGUAAAUAGAAACAGUAAUGUAUCUUUUUGUCUGACGUGCAUCAAUCUUUCUCUUCCCUAUAAGAAUUCCAUUACAAGGAUCAUUAUCGUGGAAGUAAUGUACCUUCUUUCUGACAUCGAAAAACCGUUUAAGAACGCAAAAGUUAAAAAUAGAAAUUUUAUUUCUCUUAUGUUAGAGAAGAAAUGUGAUUUCAACGUCCCUCAUUUUGUCACCGCAUCUUUAAAAAGAUUGCAGCGCAUUUUCGCUGAUAAACAUUAAGUAUCGCGCGAAUGCAAAAAUUGAAAAACUAUUCUCAUAAAACAUAUAUCAAUAUCGCAAUGUUAAAUAUUACGAUGGAGGUGUUGGUUUGCGACAAAUAUUUCUUUCAUCCGCAAGAAACAAUAGAGAAGCAUGACUUUACUUUCAAGUGCAUUUAAAAAGUUAACACGCGUCGCGUUCUCUAUUAAUUUACAAGCCGCUCGAGAGUUGUGGUAGAAAAUCGCGGAAGUGACGAAGUCGAUUAGUCACGAUAGGAAAAGGAAAAAGCAACGUGAGAUGGCGACCGAUAAAGAAAGGAAGUUGCUCUUGCUCACGGACAGACACGUAGGCGGACGCCGUCUCGACGAGACAUCGGGGAGACGAACUCAAGUCGUAUUGUACAUUUUUCAGCUAUCGGCACUGGAUACGCGACAACCAAUCACGUUAUCUUUUAAAUAUGUACUAUUAAAGGUUAUUAAAAUAACGAACUGUUGUUGAUCAUGUUGCGUUGCGGGCAGGAUUACGCGUAGAAGUACGAUAAAAAUUAUAAAACGGUGUGUUUUGAUCUUUAGCGCGCGAACGAUUAAAAAAUAAAAAAAUAUAAACAGAAUAACGUCGAAUUGUAUUGUAUUAAACUCAUAAAAGAGGUAGAGAGUACAUUACAUUACAUAGACAAGAGAAACGCGGUUAAUCACUAUAAGUUUAUCACUGUAAUCACUAAGUUUAUCACUAUAAUCACUAACAAGAAAUCAAAGAAAUAAUUCGCCAAAAAAAGAUGCAUAAUUCGAGACAUCGACAUUUUAAUGCCGGAAGAGUCAUCCUAUAUGCGAUGAAAAUUAACAUGCGGUUUAAUAUCAGCCUUUCAUUAAUUUGACAACAUAACAAAAAUUAAAAUAAUCUAAUCAAAUAUUACAAUUUAAAUAAAAAACAUUUAUUUUUAAUCUACGGAAUGUCUUUGUGUGUUCUUUUUAAAGAAGGAUGUAAAAUGGAGGA
Molecule: messenger RNA, 5999 nt
Organism: Cataglyphis hispanica
Lineage: Eukaryota; Metazoa; Arthropoda; Insecta; Hymenoptera; Formicidae
Product: neuronal acetylcholine receptor subunit alpha-7-like
Exons: 12
Coding region: 1126-2808 (560 amino acids)
Biological process (GO): monoatomic ion transmembrane transport; regulation of membrane potential; signal transduction
Cellular component (GO): synapse; neuron projection; postsynaptic membrane
Molecular function (GO): transmembrane signaling receptor activity; acetylcholine-gated monoatomic cation-selective channel activity
Source: RefSeq, a predicted model, not a curated record